GGGAGGAUAGCACAAGCAGUGGCUGCCAUAAGAAACCUUUGCUGACCCUAUCUGUCAGGCCAGGUGGUACACAGCUGAUAACACCACUACAGCUCCAGGAUCCUACAGCAAGCACCUCUUCAGACUUACACAGACACCCUUCUGCUGCUGCUACUUUGGGUUCCAGUGAAUAUGGUCACAGUUUUGGAAUGAACUCUGGUGUGCAGAAUCUAUAUGGAGGAAGAAUGACAGAAGCCCGGAUCAGAGCUGUACACAGUGCUACGAGUGAGGCUAUUAAUAAUCUUCACAAAUCUCUAGAAUCUUGUCCGACAGAGCAGACCGUAGCUGAAGAUCCUUCUGGAUUGAAGGUUCCGCUGCUGCUGCACCAAAAACAGGCGCUUGCAUGGUUACUCUGGAGAGAGAGUCAGAGGCCAUGUGGAGGAAUUUUGGCGGAUGACAUGGGCUUGGGCAAGACUCUAACAAUGAUUGCCCUCAUUCUGGCCCAGAAGGAGCUGAAGACAGAGAAAAGAAAGGAGAAGUUAGAAAUAUGGCUAUCCAAAAAUGAUUCCACUGUUAUUCCUUCCUAUGGCACUUUAAUAAUUUGUCCUGCAUCCUUGAUCCAUCACUGGAAGAAAGAGAUUGACAGACGUGUGGGCCAUAGCAAACUGAGGGUCUAUUUGUACCAUGGGCCAAACAGAGAUAAACAUGCAGAGGUGCUCUCUGGAUAUGAUGUUGUUGUCACAACCUACAGCCUUCUUUCCAAGGAGGUUCCCACAAGCAAAGAGGAAGGCGAGGUCCCUGCUGAGGACCAUGAUGUUGGGAGAGGGUCAUCUCCCUGUUCCCCUCUGCUCAGGGUAGCUUGGGCUCGAGUUAUACUGGAUGAAGCUCACAAUAUUAAAAAUCCAAGGGUUCAAACUUCUAUAGCUGUGUGCAAACUGAGAGCCAUUGCCAGAUGGGCUGUCACUGGGACGCCAAUACAGAACAACUUGCUGGACAUGUACUCUCUCCUGAGAUUUCUACGUUGCUCUCCUUUUGAUGAAUACAAACUGUGGAAGUACCAGGUAGAUAACGGCACAAAGAAGGGAGGAGAGAGGUUAAGCCUCUUAACCAGGAGCCUCUUAUUGCGGAGGACUAAGGACCAGAUGGACUCAACUGGCAAGGCCUUGGUAUCUCUGCCCAAGCAUAGAACACAGUUGCAUCAGUUGAAACUUUCAGCAGAGGAGCAGUCUGUAUACAAUGUGCUCUUUGCAAGAUCCAGGUCAACGCUACAGUCCUACCUAAAGAGACAAGAGCAGAACAGUGAAGGCAGAGAGUAUGCUGGUGAUAACCCGUUUGAGAAAGUUGCGCAAGAGUUUGGGCUUGGUCAAAAGGAAUUUCCAGCAGGCUCCCAAAGUGCCUCCCAGGUCUCAAGUACUGUCCAUGUCUUGUCCAUGUUGUUGAGGCUCCGUCAGUGCUGCUCCCAUCUCUCCUUACUGAAAGUGGCUCUGGACCAAGUGAACUUGAACAGUGAAGGCCUUUCCCUCUCCAUUGAGGAGCAACUUAAUGCUUUGACCCUGUCUGAGCUCCAGACUCCUGAUUCCAAAUUAACAGUCUCCCUCAAUGGCACAGCUUUUAAAACAGAUCUCUUUGAAAUCACCAGGGAGAGCACCAAGAUAACUCACCUCUUGGCUGAACUGAAAGCUCUUCAAGGUCACUCGGAGUUGCAGAAAAGUGUUGUUGUAUCUCAGUGGACAAGUAUGUUGAAAGUUGUGGCUGUGCACCUCCAGCGACUAGGGCUGAAGUAUGCAACAGUGGAUGGCUCUGUCAAUCCUAAACAGAGAAUGGAUGUGGUAGAAGAGUUCAACAACAACCCUAAAGGGCCUCAG
Molecule: messenger RNA, 1844 nt
Organism: Mesitornis unicolor (brown roatelo)
Lineage: Eukaryota; Metazoa; Chordata; Aves; Mesitornithiformes; Mesitornithidae
Product: transcription termination factor 2-like
Exons: 14
Molecular function (GO): ATP-dependent chromatin remodeler activity; ATP binding
Source: RefSeq, a predicted model, not a curated record